Molecule: messenger RNA, 4423 nt
Organism: Linum trigynum
Lineage: Eukaryota; Viridiplantae; Streptophyta; Magnoliopsida; Malpighiales; Linaceae
Source: the annotation of a GenBank genome assembly
CUUAUCUCUUUCUAACUUUCUCCGAACAAUAGUUUGCGUGCUUUCACUUCCCAGUAUAAGGAGCAUUUGAAAAUCAACAUUCGGGUAUCUCUUGGCACUGCAAUUUUAUUCUUGGGAAUUUAGGCUGGGCAAGUAGAAGAUUUCAACUCUCAUAUCAAUCUAUGGCGAAUAGAAUGGAGUUCAAUCAAGUAGUUAUGGCCUGGCCUUGAUUAUCUCGCUCGAUUCCUCUGCAUUGGCAUCACCCAAUGGUUCUGUCUCUCCUCGAUGUACUACCAGAAGAACUAUUUUGUUGCUUCUAUUGAUGAAGGCAAUGUUUGAUCAGUUAUACCUUCCGCCUUUACUCAUCUUCCUAUACCAGGCAUUGACCUUUAAUAGGUUUUCGGUUUCCGGCCAAAGGUUAAUCGCUUUGCACAUGUAAGUCAUUCAUUUCUUCUCUAUGUCUCAUGGUUUUAUCUUUCUGAUUAAUAACAAAACGACUUUUAUUUCACGUUGUCUCAUGAGCACAACAUACAGAAUAUCUAUUACUUUUGAUCUUAUUGCCUGAUACGAUGUUUAAAGCUCGGGGGAUCUCCUGCGUCAUUUCUCCUCUUUCUGUUAUUAGGUUUCAACUUCAAUGAGUUUCUAUCUUCAUAUAAAGUUCAUCGACUUGAACUGGUAGGCUAUUAUUUCCUUCCCGAUUUAUCUAAGUUUGUUGUUUAUGAAUUAUUUUUAUAAAAUAUAGAAAAUGAAUUUGAACGAUAGUUUGGGUACUAUAUUUGUUUGUAAACAAAAGAGAUGUUUGUGUAGAACAGGGCAGUUGUACUUUCCUAGAGCCUUGUCUACUUUUUUGUUGUUUGUUUCCGAUACUUUAUUUUUGUUCUUUGCUUAGCUAUUGAAAUAAUAAAAUAAGAUCAAAAUUAGAAAAAAAAGGUUUCUUUUCAAUUACAAUAUCUUCACUCAUAUUUGAUUUUGUGAUAACUAAUGUUCUCCGCAACCAUAAUUUUCCUCAUUAAUUUUUAUUCUUAUGGUCCAACUCACUAAUCAAAUUUUGAUAUUGUUUUAGAAUUAGUUAGAAAUUGAGCUUUCAUGCAACAGUCUAGGAGUUUGGGGUGUUGAAUUUGGAGUAGAAGAGUUAGGAUUGAGUUUGAGAAUGAGAGUGGUGGGGGGAAGAAAAAUUCAACUGUAGCAGGUUAAGACAGAGAAGAGGGAGUUACUGAGGGUAGUGAUCGAAUUGAGGAGGGUGUUGAAAGACGCGGAAGCAAAACUGGAGCAAUUGAAGAGAGAGAAGUGAGAGAUGAUGAGGAUAUUAAUGAAAAUGGAGAGAAUAUUGAAGGACAUGGAAGUGUGCUGAAGCAGGUGAAGGCAUGCAAGGGGGGAGAUGAGCAUAUUUAUGGAAUUGGAAAUGAGUUUCGGUUUUAGCGAACUUAUUAGAACUUCCCCUGAGGAAGAUGAGUUGGCAAAACACAGGAAGGGGAUUGAGGAGUUGAAGAGCGAGUUGACAAGAACCCCAAUUGGAAGAGAAAUUGAGGGCCGCAGAGAGAAGGUCCAUCAAAGUAGCAGAAAUGGAGUUGCAGAAGGAGGAUUAGAAAGUGAAUGUUUGGUUGAAAAAUAUGCUUCUUGAGGUUGAAGAUAGAGUAGAUAAAAAUUUGGUCGUUCAAUGGAGAGUGGUGGCUAUUGGAUCAUUAGGUUUAUGGUUUUUGCAGCUACCACAACCUAUUUCUAUCUUAAAACGAGUAAUUAUUGAUUGAUUUAAUGAAGUAGGUCGAUUCUUUAUUCAGCCUGCUGGAACUGAUCGAUAAGGACUGUCUAAUUUUGCGUCAUAUUACUUUGAUCGAGUCUACUAGUAUAUUGGAGGUAAUCCAAAUUUGUCGUUUGCUCUCAAGUUUUGAUGGUCCUCUCUUAGCUGAGUUGUUAGAAUAUAGUUGACUUGAACCUACAACCCUCCAUUUCUUUUUAAUUAGUGGCAUAUUGCCCCCAAAAUGAGAGCAUUGAACCAUUUACGUAGGAUUGUGAGGUUUUAGAUUCAGUUUCAAACUAUCUAUGGGUCGUGUGGGAAUUCCAGUGAGCUUUUAUACUCUAUCUUUCUUAACAAUCAACUAACUAAUAACAUAUUAACUGGGCUUAAUUAUCACAAGAAAAGAGCGGACUAUGGUUUGGGCUGUGCCUGUGAUCAAAUGGGCCGGAAUGUGUAUAAAAUACAACAGCUGAAUGGGCUAUAUAUCUUUUUUUCGUUGGAUAUGAAUGGGCUAUCUUACCAAAAAUAACAACACAAUAAUCGGGUAGAAAAUCAAAUCAAUGUUCAUUCUAAUUCGUGUUUUGAAUAAUAAAUUCAAUUAAUUCAGUUUGUAAAUUUAUCAAUCUAAUAGUAACAUCCAUAUAAUUGGCUCAUUUCGGCAUUCGCCUGCUGAAAAGGAAUUGGGACAAUUUAGAUUUAUAACACAAAGGCAAUACAUUUCAUUCCGAAUAUCCGAAUAUCCGAAUAUCGAAAAUAAUUACAAUAAAAUAGCUGAAAGCCAAUAUUUCAGCGAGCAAGUUCAGCUGGGGGAACCCGAAUAAUAAUAGAGUAAUUACAACUAUCUAAAGAUACACCCUUUUUAUUUUUAAGGGAAGAAUAAUUCCCUUCCCUGCCGUGUAGGCGAAAUUCGAAUUCCCAUGGAUGUAACCUGUCUUCAAAAUUGGUGCAGAAACUUGCGAAUCUUGUUGAGGACCGUGUUCUCGUUCCGAUGCUCGGCAUCGCCGCGGCGGGGCCUCUUGAUCCCGUCAGGGAAUAUAACGCCGUUGCUGAGAUCGAUGACUGCGGGCCUCUUAUGCUUGUAGUCAGCAGGCUGCCCCCAUCGCAACGGCGGAUUGACCGAAUUCAAAUCCUGGCCACCGUAAGGGUGGUGGCCGUAACGCGGGGUCCACGGCCUGAGCCCGCUGACGAUUUGGCCGUGGUGGCACCUCUGGGCCCCGCCGCGGUGGACGAGGUGGAUUGGACGGAUGGCGAAGUGACGGUUGAUUGGACGGAAUCUAAAUGCCGUCAAGGGAACCUAUUCCUCCACCGUCUUCUUUUCUUCCUCCUCCUGCUUCGCCGGCUCAGCUGCGUCCUGCAGAUCUUCCGCGUGCCCGACGGCGGGCUUCUCGCUCGGGAGGAGGAGGAUGGGAUCAUCGGUCGUUGUGGUGGGUUUUUUCACCGGGAUAUCCUGGAAAUCGGGGAGAUCGUAGCGAGCGUCGGCGACGGUUGAGAGAAUGAGGAGGGCGGCGGCUGUGCAUAAGAAGAAAGCCGUGGAGGGAGUUGGUCGUGCCAUUGUUGGGAAUAUUGAUAGGGAGGAUGGUAUAAUUAUAUUUUGACGUUUGGGGUCGGGGUUGAAAUUUGAAUUAUACUAGAUUUUUACCCGGCCAGUUGGCCGGAAAAGUUCAUUUUAUUAUUUAUAUUAGUUAACUUAUCUACAUGUUUGAACUUUCUCUGAUCAUAAAUCAUGUCGUAAAGGUUUAUCACGUCCCAUUUAGGAUUGUAUAUAAUUUUUUUUUCCAUCAAGACGCUCAAAUUUAUUAUCUUAUACAACAUAUAUCAAUUCAUGAUUCUUGAGUUUGUACGAACUCUCAGCCAAUUAAUCAGAGUUCAAAUUAUUGGAAAAAGAUACUUGAUUAAUGGAUAAAUUAUGUUUAUCCAAUUGAAAUUUGACACACAUCGUAUCCCUUAUAAUGAUUAAAUUCUCUAAACCUCACUCAUUUUUAUUGUUGAUGUUCAUGAAGUCUUUAUAUAGCAACUUAUUAUAAUUGCUAAUAUUUUAAGUUUGUACUAUCCCUCAACCAUGCCUUUUGUCUAGAUGUUCGUUUAGAAUCUGAAUCCAAGGAUUCAUAUACACUAUCGAGGUUCUCAUCUUAACAUGUUCCUUCAAUGUAUAAAUUUUCAACUAUUUGAAUGUCCAUUCGCUAAAAUUUCUUUAUAUUUGAUGUUUGUUCUAGAACAAAAAUUUCAUUACUUAUAUUAAUAAUUGGUAAAGUGUGUAUACGACAGACAAAUAUUUCAGGUGCAUUCAAAAUUAUGUAUUCCUUGAAUAAUUAACUUAUAAUUUUUUAACAAAAUAUUUUGUAGCAAAAUUUAAAACUUCAUACAAACAUUGUGGCUUUUCAUAUGUAUUUAAAUGAUUGGAUGUAUUGUAGACACAUCUAUUGUUAAUAUCUAAACAUAUAUAUAUAUAUAUAUAUAGAUUUUAUUUUACUUUCAACACUAAUUAAUACAUUUGAACUAAGCUCCUUGGGUGGAAUAUGAUAUCAAUUUUUUUGUUAUUGCCAAAAUUUGGUAUGAAAUCACAAACUCACAACUAUAUAGACUUGUUACAAUUUUCUUACUAAACUCAUAUUUAUUAAGUAUUCUUCUUUUGACCCAAUAGCUCAGUUUACACUAUUGUAACUAUAAAUGUUUUUUGUUAUAUAUGUGAAGUAAAACAUUAAUGUUUAU